Messenger RNA from Odontomachus brunneus, 3438 nucleotides. Its product is annotated as cilia- and flagella-associated protein 206-like. The coding region runs from base 431 to 2320 and encodes 629 amino acids. Gene Ontology annotation, cellular component: axoneme; ciliary basal body. Gene Ontology annotation, biological process: regulation of cilium beat frequency. Lineage: Eukaryota; Metazoa; Arthropoda; Insecta; Hymenoptera; Formicidae. The record is from RefSeq and is a predicted model, not a curated record. The transcript has 13 exons.
GGAAAAGGAGAUUUUGCGAUCUACCACUAAAAUGAGAGAAAAAUCAAUUUGCAACAACAAGUAGGAUUGAAAGAUCACUGAUAUUGUAGGCCAUUCUUGAAUAAUGCUAUUUUUAGACGCUUUACGUACACUUGAAAAUGAUAUCGUUUUAUUGGUCUCUCUUAAACAAAAUCGUAUCGCACAUCAAAUGUUAAGCGAAGAAUUUGAGACAGGUUGUGAAUUUGUUAUUGAUCGGAAAAGUCAAAGUUUGAGUUUCCAUAAUAACGAUGUCGAAAGAAUCUGCAAUUUAGAACUUAGCAACGACUAAUGGUUUCUACAUGAAUAUCGAUCAAACUUCUUACAAGUCGUUUCAUUUAAUUCGCGAUUACGGUAAGUGAAGAUUUCCAAGUCAGUCGACGAGAUUUCGCGACGCUCUUAGUCGUCUCUCAUUAUGGAAAACGUUCGAAAGGAAUUGACGAGAAGAAUCGUUAACAUAUGCAAAGCGAGAGAAACACCCGUAACCAAGGAUUUAACCUCGUUUUUGCUUUCCCUGUACCAGCUGAAUCCGACGUAUCGAAUUAAGGAAAAAGACGAGGAGAACAAUACGAAAAUAUUCGAUGCUAUCACGGAGAGGUUAUGUGAUCAAAGCAAGCCAAGUCUGACGACUUUGAAAAAUCAACUAUACUUCGCCAAGCAUUAUCACGAAAGAGAUGAAACAGUCAAGAGACAUCGAUUACGACUGCACCAAAAAACUGGACCUUUGGUGGCAGAAAUUUGCGAAACUGACAAAUUGAAAGGUGCAAAAGACACGGAAAAGUUGUACCAGAAAAUCUUGGUAGUCAUAACACUUCUGAGUGGUCUAGGAAGUCCUACAAUUCCUUCUGUUCUGAGGGAGGUAUCGGUGGCGUUGCAGAGCGUCUUCCAGGCUUCUGAGUUGACUCGCUACGUGACUUUACCGAAACGCGAGAAAGAGGAACAACUGAUGGAGCUGAUGUGCAUAGUCGCGGGUAUCCGAUUGUUCAACAGGGACUGUCAACGCGGUGGCGAGGGAAUCGAUGAUCUGCCGAGCAUCUUACAAGAGGCUCUAACGAAGACUCGCAACUCUAUACUCGAGUUGUUAGAGCCGUUAAUGGCCAAAGUAUACAAGUUCACGGCUGCUGUGGAAAACGCUAUCGCGUACGCAUCAUCGACCGACGCUUCCUCGGAUGCUGCGUGUUUCAGCAACUCGAGAGAAGUGGCCGAGACAUCCACCGCCAGGGAAAACGUCGUAUGGGCUAUUGAGAUGCUGACGGCUAGUCGCCAGCAAGAGAUCUACAUCAGAAAGCUGUUAAGCGACGUUGAGAGCAGCGAGAACGCGGUGAAAAAUCUGAUGGAACGUCUUCGGGGACGAUUCUUUAAGCUGCACGAUACCGUCAGAUACAGAACGGCUAUUCCCACCGCUCAAGUCUACCCGCAAUUUAUCGAUUUGGCGGAUAUAUGGAUGGGACUGCAAGACGAGGUGAUCAUUUUGAGUAACGUCAAUAACUUCCUAUGGGAAUUACAGAGUUUGAGUAAUAAGACCGUAAACGUUUACGAUCAAACGAAGUUAGAGGACAUAGCCGAGGAUGUGGACAUCUUGACUGAUGCUGAAAGAUUGGAACGUUCUAUGGGCAACUUGAUAACGGAGUGCGGCGAAUGUCUAAUAUAUUACCCCAAUGUUACUAAGGACUUCGAGAAGAUCAAUUUGGAGUUUCUAGGAUUUUGCGCAUGGACGUUCACCACAGGUAAGGGGGCCUUAAUACCGGGUAAUCCGAAUAACGGUGUGGCAAAGUGGCGAGGAAAGUAUUACGCCUUCAAAUCGUCCAAGGCAGCCAUCAAGUUUGGAGAGAAUCCCGACAGGUACGUUUACGAGGCGCUCGAUUUCGUUCGCAACCAUCCGGAGUACAUACACCUAUUCAAGUUGCACGAAGAAAUCGAAGCUAUGCAGAAUCAAGAGGAGUUUACUAAGGAAGGCCUGCAAUUAAAGGUCCGUCAUAAUCAAAAGGUUCAAACGGAUGUUCACAUACUUCCCCCUUACAUCGAUAAAGAUUAUACUUCCAGCAUUUGGGAACUUAAGCGCAGAGCUUUAAACUUGGCAAACAUAAGUCGAUGUACGACACGCAGCACACAGACGUUCAACUCGCACUUUCGAUAUGCUGUUUACGUACAAGCAGCUCCGCCUCAGGAUAAGGAAGUUCAAACCAGAAGAGAUAACUGCACGAACACGAAGAACCUUAAGACGUUCAUAUUUGGGCUGCGAGGCAGGCGGGAUGACAAUCAACAUAUCAUAUCGUUCUUGGAAGAUGAACUUGAGCACUUGUAAAAUUAAAGUAAAUGAUGACCUGGUGUACGUCAAUAUAAUCAUGAGAUAUACACGUAAAUAAAACGUUUUAAUAACAAUAUUGGUCGUAGUAAAAAUGCUAACACAAUUACAUGUACACAACAUCGUUAAUUAUCAAACUCGUGUGACUAAUUCAAACAUACAUUAAAGGAUGCAUGUGUCGGGCAACAUUUAAAGGAGCGCCAGAGGAAACAAUCGAAAUAAACAGCACGCAUUACGCAAUUAAAAAAAAAACCAAAGCAAUACUUUUUAAUGACAUUCCCAAAUACAAUUCACGGAACAUUACAGUUUAAACCAUCCAUCUUUCCGGGUUUAGAAAACGAAUCUGCAUUAUAAUUUAUCAUUCCGUGUGCACGUAUCAUUUUCUUGGCGUAUAUAGCGCUUUCCUGAUCAUCAAACUGCAAUGAUUUCAUUCAUGUGGCUUUUUUCGUGAUAGAGAGACUUAGGCCUGCAUUUCUUUAAUUUAUAUUCAAAAUACACAAAUUUUACACAUGUCGAAGCUCGGACAGACUUGCGUGGCUAUUUUCCGCGCUCCGUGAGCCUAUUAUAUUUCCUACGCUUCAACAUUGUGCAGUGAUCGCUGCACUAUGAUUUUAUAUGCUUAUAUCGUACCUUUUAGUGAAUAUAUUGUUUUAUCAUUAGAUCUUAAACAUUAGGUCAAUUUUUACACCAAGAAACCUAUAUUACGACAAUAAUUAGUAAUUACACGAUAAUACAAUUAAACUUUGCUUACAAUUUCAGUGUAUAAUGUAGCUAUUAUACAGAAGAGGUACAGGAUGUUGAUUUUUCGCAUAUCUUUUCUUUGUUUUCCGUGCUCCUUUUCAAUGUCCACACACAUUUCCUCCCUUUUAGGGGCAAAAUUGUCUGACACUUUAUUACAUCCAUUAUCCAAGAAUCAUCAACAUUGCAUUUAACAUAAAAGGAGGAGAAAGAAACGACAAAAGUAUCACGCAGUUCGUUAUAGAAAAAAAUAUUAAGAUCAUCAAGACAAGAGCAUAAAAAAGGUAUAUUUGUAAUCUGCUUCAAACAAACUGAAAGAGCAACUACUACUGUUGUAAUUUAAUCGAUAGUAACAAAUGUCGCUGGUGAAAAUGUCACGG